Messenger RNA from Topomyia yanbarensis, 5427 nucleotides. RefSeq lists its product as uncharacterized. Lineage: Eukaryota; Metazoa; Arthropoda; Insecta; Diptera; Culicidae. The transcript has a single exon. Bases 1 to 5427 code for a protein of 1808 amino acids. Gene Ontology annotation, biological process: DNA integration. The record is from RefSeq and is a predicted model, not a curated record. Gene Ontology annotation, molecular function: nucleic acid binding; zinc ion binding.
AUGGCUGAACUACGAGAUCUGAAGAAGCAGGAGCGGAACCUUCGAAAGACAUUCGAUGCUAUUCAACACUUUCUGGAUACCUUCGACGCAGAAAGACACGCCAGUCAACUUGAUAUUCGUCUUCAGAGACUAGAUAUGGCGUUUAGUGAGUUCCACGUGGUCCGUAGGAAAAUCGAGCUGCUAACGGAUAAUGUUUCAUACUUGUCUGAAGCAGAUACGAAGGAGUCGGAUGAAGAGCGUGCAGAGCGACUAGAAACGUUGGCAGAAGCUAGAGAAGAUGAGAAUGUGCGUAUAAUGUUGGAUAUUGAGGAUCAGUAUUGUCAUUUGAAGAGUGAACUCGUACAUUGGAAGGCGGAUAUGUUCGGUAGUGCAACAGCUGGUCACUGUUCGACCUCGCAAGAUACGGCUGUUGGGUUUUCCAGAGUGAAGCUUCCAGAUAUUCGUUUGCCGACAUUCAGUGGCAAAAUUAAAGAAUGGGUCACUUUUCGCGACACGUUCAGGAGUCUGAUUCACGAAAAUCAUCAACUAACGACCAUGGAUAGAUUCACUUAUCUGAAGUCGUCACUCGCUGGAGAAGCCCUGCAGGAGAUAAGCGCGGUGGAAAUGUCAUCCGUUAAUUAUGAUGUGGCCUGGUGUAUGCUGGAAAAACGGUAUGAAAACACGAAGCUUAUCGUCAAAGCGCAUUUGGACUCUUUGUUUUCGGUGGAGGCUAUGAAAAGGGAAAACUACGAAACGCUGAACAAACUCAUCGGAGAUUUUGAAAAGAAUCUUUUAAUGUUGGACAAGAUGGGAGAAAACACAAGCAAUUGGAGCACCAUUCUAGUUCAUAUGAUCUGUUCACGCCUAGAUGCUUCUACACUACGCCACUGGGAAACGUAUCACAAUUCCAAGGAUGUGCCCAGUUAUGAAAAAUUGAUACAAUUUCUGCGAAAUCACUGUUCCGUUCUUCAAUCCAUUACUCCAGUACAAACAUCUUCGGUUAUAGAAGAGAGAACAAGAGUAGGCGUUAGUCAUUCCGUUGUUCAAUCCUAUGGCAAGUGUCAAUUCUGCGGUGAAGCCUUCCAUUCCGCCUUUCGCUGCACCAAGUUCUUAAGGAUGGAAGUCGCGGAGCGCAACGAAGCAGUUCGGAGAUUAAAACUGUGCCUAAACUGUCUAUCAUUAGGACAUCAAGCUCGUGUCUGCAAUAGAGGUUCGUGCCACCAUUGCCAAAGAAAACAUCAUUCGUUGCUGCACCCAGAAUCGUUACAGUCGUCUGUCCUGCAAUCACAAUCCUCCGUUCCACAAGCGCUGAACACACACGUAGUAGCCAAUCAGCAGCAACCACAGACACAACCUCCAACCCAAAGCCAACCAACCCACAGCAAUACAGCUCAAACAUCCACAAACUCUCUCCCUGUUACACAAUCGCAAAACAUGCACACUCAACCACUGCCCACCACAAGUAAAUCAUGCACAAUAAACAACACCGUGGCCCUGCCUUCCAGCACCCGUACACACACACAAGAGGUUUUGUUAUCCACUGCUGUCGUACAUGUCCAAGAUCAGUUCGGCAGUACACGACUAGCUCGAGUAUUACUAGACUCUUGUUCCCAAUUCUGUUUCAUGACAUCGAACUUCUGUCAGAAAUUGAAGUUUCGUUCCACCUCAGAAAAUCUUGCUGUACAAGGGAUUGGUGGUGCCACCGCCAUUUCGCGGAAAUUGGUCCACGCUACCAUCCAUCCGCGAUUAUCGAAAAUAUCAUCGUUCAUUGGAGCCAUGAACUUUUACGUUCUUUCGGAGCUUACGACAACCCUGCCGACUCAAAAAAUCAACGUAUCUCAGUGGACUCUCCCAGCGGAUCUAAUUCUUGCAGACCCCCAGUUUUUUGAACCAGGACAGAUCGACAUGAUCAUCGGAGCCGAGCAUUUCUUCGAGUUGCUUUCGGAAGGUCGGUCGAACAUUUCAAUCGAUGGACCCAUCCUUCAAAAUACAGUGUUCGGUUGGAUUAUUGCGGGACGAGUUUCACAUCAUUCGAGAAAUUUGCAACCAGUAGUGUCAUUAUCGUGUACAACGAUUGAUAUUCAUAAGUUGCUGACAAGAUUCUGGGAACUAGAGACGUGUCGAACAAACAGCACACAGUCAGUUGAGGAGACAGCGUGUGAGAGACUGUUCGAUCAGACUACUGCUCGCGACGACAGCGGAAAAUUCGUCGUGUCCUUGCCGAAGCGACAAUUCAUCGUUCAGCAGAUUGGUGAUUCGAAAACGAUUGCCAUGCGUCGAUUCGCUGGAUUAGAGAAGCGGUUCCAGUCGAAUCCUGAUUUGAUGUUAAGUUACGCUGAAUUUAUCCGCGAGUAUCAACGACUAGGUCACAUGAAGGAGGUUACGAGCGAAACCGACAAAUAUCCCGUGUUCUAUCUCCCCCAUCAUGCAGUAUUGAAGCCUGACAGCACAACGACUAAACUCCGAGUAGUGUUUGAUGGCUCUUGCAAGUCUUCAUCUGGAGUUUCGUUAAACGAUGCUUUAAUGGUCGGUCCUGUAGUUCAGGAAGAUCUGCUUUCAAUUAUUAUUCGCUUUCGGCUUCAUCCAAUCGCUGUCGUUGCCGAUGUCGAAAAAAUGUACCGAAUGGUGAUGGUACAACCGGCUGAUCAACAUCUUCAACGUAUUCUAUGGAGGGAUUCAGUUAGCGAACCAGUCCGUAUGUUUCAGUUGACGACCGUCACAUAUGGUACAGCAUCCGCUCCUUAUUUGGCAACCAAGUGCUUGCAGCGGUUGGCUGAAGAUGGAGUGGAAUCGUUUCCACGUGCGGCUCGUGCGCUGAAAGAAGAUUUCUAUAUCGACGAUAUGCUAUCGGGAGCAGACAACAUCGAAGACGGCAAGGAAUUGACAAGGGAGAUGAUUGAGCUAACGAAUUCCGGUGGUUUCACAUUGAGGAAGUGGAAUUCUAACUGUCCUGCGGUUUUGGCUGAUUUACCGCACUCUUUAUUGGAUGAUCGUGCGACUCUUGACUUGAAUUCGUCGAGUUCUCCAGUUAAAACGCUAGGUUUAUUAUGGCAACCUACUUCCGACAAAUUCCUUUUCCAUUCACCAGUUUGGAGUAAUGCCGCCGUGAUCACUAAACGAACGGUUCUUGCUGAUGCAGCUCGUUUGUUUGACCCACUUGGUUUAGUUGGACCAGUGGUUGUCAUAGCAAAAAUCUUUCUCCAAGAACUGUGGAAACAUCAAUGCGAUUGGGAUGACUCACUACCGGAAGAAAUGCAGUCCUUCUGGCAGGAAUAUAGGAGGAACCUCAUUGCCUUGUCAUCGCUGUCGGUUCCUCGGUGGGUGGCGUUUCGGGCAAAUUUGUUGUCGGUCGAGGUACAUGGCUUCUGCGACGCAUCCGAGAAGGCCUACGGUGCCUGUUUAUACGUGCGCUGUACGGCUCAAGAUGGCAAAGUGGAGGUUAGGUUGUUAGCAGCGAAGUCCAGAGUCGCACCACUAGAAGAUUUGAAACGAAAGAAGAAGAAACAGACUAUUCCUCGUCUCGAGUUAUCCUCCGCUCUGCUGCUUAGUCAUCUGUAUGAUAAAGUUCGUGACAGCAUCAAAAUUCAACAUACUGCGUACUUCUGGACCGAUUCAACGAUUGUGAUGUACUGGUUAGCGUCACUACCAUCCAGGUGGCAGAUGUUUGUGGCGAAUCGUGUGUCGGAGAUCCAGCACCUUACUAAGGGUAGUUCAUGGAAUCAUGUGGCAGGAGUUGAAAACCCUGCCGACAUUAUUUCGCGCGGAAUGACCCCGGCACAGCUGCAGUAUCAGAGAGUUUGGUUUGAUGGACCGUUGUGGAUGCUCCAAGAUCGCAGCACUUGGAAGGUAGAGACGCCAAAUGAAGAGAUUGACCAUUCAUUGUUGGAGGAGAAGUCGGUUGCACUGCCGGCGACGACAAAUCAACCUAGUGAUAUCUUUGCAUUACGAUCAUCGCUUUCCGACCUCAUUCGUAUAGUGGCACUCAUUCGUCGUUUCAUCCACAACAUCCAACAACAACGCGCAAACGGAAGCAGAAAAAUUGGAAGCCUUAGUCAUGGUGAACACGAACAGUCUAUGUUGGCUCUAGUUCGUCUCUCGCAGAAGGAAUCGUUUUCUGCCGAAAUUACCGCACUACAGAAAGGAAAACCAGUAUCAUCAUCUUCAGAAAUAAUCCAGAUCCAUCCCACUCUGGUUGAAGGUUUCUUGCGAGUUGGUGGCCGUCUGCGCCAUGCACCAGUAUCGACAUCCCGAAAACAUCCAUUCGUCCUCAGUCACCACCACCCACUCAGUAAACUCAUUCUGGUACAUUAUCAUCUGAAACAUUUUCACGCAGGCUCACAGCUCUUGAUUGCUAGUGUCCGCGAAAGAUAUUGGCUUACCCGCAUCAGACGUUUAACUAACACAGUUAUUCACGAAUGCGUGUCGUGUUUCCGCAGCAGACCGCGGGUAUUAGACCAGCUGAUGGCUGAUUUACCUUCUGAGCGAGUUACUCCUGCACCACCAUUUCUAAAAGUAGGUGUCGAUUAUUGCGGACCGUUUCAGGUAGUUUACCCCAUCCGACGAACUGCUCCAAGAAAAUAUUUUGUCUCGAUUUUCGUAUGUCUGGUAACAAAGGCUGUUCACCUAGAGCUUGUCGGAGACCUGACAAGUGCAGCCUUCCUCGCUGCUUUCAAGCGGUUCGUAGCUCGAAGAGGGAUACCUGCGUUGGUGAUGUGUGAUAAUGCUCUCAACUUCGUCGGCGCCAAACGUGAACUUGACGAGUUGUCUCAACUCUUUAACAACGAGCAAUUUCAGCAAACAAUAACACGAGGAGCCCAGCACGACGGAAUAGAGUUCCGAUUCAUCCCUCCAAGAUCGCCAAACUUUGGCGGUCUUUGGGAAGCGGCAGUGAAAUCCUUCAAGGGGCAUUUCAAGCGCACAAUCGGUAAUCGAAUUCUUCAGCACGACGAGAUGCAGACCGUAGUGGCACAGAUCGAGGCAAUCCUUAACUCUCGGCCACUAACUCCAAUCAGUAACGACACAUCAGAUUUCGAAGCUCUGACUCCCGGUCACUUCUUGAUCCAACGACCGUUAACGGCAGUUCCCGAACCGAGCCUGGAGGAUAUCCCGGACUACAGAUUAACUAUUUGGCAGAGGUCGCAAGAUGUCGUUCAACGGAUUUGGAAAAAAUGGUCCACGCAAUACCUGUCCGAUCUUCACAAUCGAACGAAAUGGACUCGCCAACGGAACAACAUUUUUGUAGGCACAAUGGUUCUAAUAAAGGAUGACAAUCUACCACCGCUCAAAUGGCGAUUGGGUCGGGUUACAAACGUCAUCGCCGGCCCCGAUGGCAACGUACGCGUGGUGGCAAUUCGUACAAAGGACGGCGUAUAUGAGAGAGGAAUCUCUAAGGUGUGCAUUCUUCCGAUUCGCGAUAACAGAGCGUUAUCUACCCCAGAGGAGACUUAA